GGCAUACACACAAUGGAAAACUACUACUAUCAGUGACGGGAUUGUCUGGUUUGUACCGCCAAAAUUUUGAUUCAGAAAUGUUUUAACCGUCAAAGCAAACGGUCAGUUAUAUUUUUGUCUGAAACAUACCAAAGUUUUUACAUUUUACUAUCAAUGAUAUCCUCAUAUUAAUUAGUAUUCAAAACAUAAUUUAUGAAACAUUUAUAUCAACGUGAUAAACAUUGUAGUACACACGUGGUUUUAGUAGUAAAGACUUACUCAUUCGUAACGGAAUAGUGUACUCAGUACUGCUCCUGAAAUUGCAUUACAUCAAUUCAAAAUGGACAAUAAAAAAGAGGAAAUUAAUGUGGAUGUGAUAAAGGAAGAGGAUGAAGAUGUAGUAGAUGAAGAUGCUACUGAUGACUCGAAAAACCAGUCCAAAAGCGAUGAAACGGACAAAGAGGUUGAACAUCUUUCAAAACCUCCACCAGUUACGUUUUCUGUGUCAAUUCCAAGUGACAAUGAAGGAUCAGGUGAACAGCCCGCUGAAUCGACUCCAAUGUUGGGGAGAGAAUCUGAGAAUGGGAGGCUGACAUACAAUCUUAAUGAUAUGGAGGUUGUUGAAGUGACUGAAAUUGAAUUACCACUAAAACCAGGACAGCCUUCAGUGCUGAACAGUGAUCUCUCCCUUCCCCCGGGCACGGGCUCUUUUGGCGACAGUAGUGUGGACACAGCUGAAAAGAAAUCUGGGGAUGGGGAGCCUGAGCGGGCUACUUGGGGCGGUCAGCUUGAGUUUCUUCUAACAUGUGUUGGUUAUGCGGUCGGUCUGGGCAACGUGUGGCGUUUCCCGUUUCUGUGCUACAAAAAUGGAGGAGGUGCGUUCCUGAUCCCUUACAUUAUCAUGUUGGGAGUGGUUGGUCUGCCCCUCUUCUACAUGGAGCUCUCCAUUGGACAAUUUGCUUCCCUGGGACCCAUUACCAUCUGGAAAUUCAACCCACUAUUGAAAGGUGUUGGAUACGCGUCUGUGAUCGUUAAUUGGUUUAUAGCCCUCUACUACAAUGUUAUCGUAGCCCAGUGUAUAUUUUACUUCUUCGCUUCAAUGACAUCUGAAUUACCAUGGACACGAUGCGAUAAUGAAUGGAAUACGCCCAACUGUACAUUCGAUAAUGCAACAAGAUUUGCAGCCGCAGCGAAAAACUUGACGGUGACGGCGACACCGUCAGAAGAAUAUUAUAGGCGAUAUGUGCUGGAGCAGUCUUCUACCAUCGAGGACUUUGGUCUGCCGACAUGGAAGUUGACGCUAUGUCUGCUGUGUGCCUGGGUCGUUGUGUGGCUUGUGCUGCUUAAGGGCAUCCAGAGUCUCGGAAAGGUUGUGUACUUCACCGCACUGUUUCCCUACCUCAUGUUGACCAUCCUGUUGGUUCGGGGUGUUACACUAGAUGGCGCCAUCGACGGCAUCAUCUUCUACCUUAAACCCAAUUUUGAGAAGCUUGCUGACCCAAGGGUGUGGUCAGACGCAGCUACCCAGAUCUUCUACUCCCUCUCAGCCUGUACUGGUGGUAUGAUCGCCAUGUCCAGCUACAACAAGUUUAACAACAACUGUUAUAGGGACUCAAUCAUCGUUGCAUGUGUAAACUGCGCCACAAGCAUAUUUGCGGGAUUUGUGAUAUUCUCCAUUCUUGGAUUUAUAGCUCAUGAGAAGGGAGUCAGCGUUGAGGAAGUUGCCACUGAUGGCCCAGGUUUGGCGUUUGAGGUAUACCCAGAGGCCCUUGCCCAGAUGCCCGUGGCCCCGAUGUGGUCAGUCUUCUUCUUCCUGAUGAUGCUUACGCUGGGCUUCGGAUCAGAGUUUUCAAUGGUAGAGUGCCUGUUGAGUGCGUUUGCAGAUGAAUACCCCCAGUGGCUGACGAAGACACGUGUUCGAUCAUUUUUGUAUCGAACUAUAGUCAUGUUUGCCUGUUUUCUUCUCGGCCUUCCAAUGGUCACUAACGGUGGUAUGUGGUUGUUAAAUCUGGUUGACUACAGUGUAAGUGGCUUCCCUCUGCUCUUUGUCGGUCUCUUGGAGUGUAUCGCCCUCAACUGGAUAUAUCAUUUUGAAAGGUUUGCAGAAGAUAUUGAAAUGAUGCUAGGAUAUAAGCCAGGCAUUUACUGGCGGAUAUGCUGGAAAUUUCUCACUCCAUUUAUUAUAGUGUUGACGAUAUUGAUGAACAUGGUAUUCUACAAGGAGCCUGACCUUGACGGUGUGUUAUAUCCAACCUCUGCCAAGGUCGUUUCAUGGUUGAUUGCUAUGUUUCCAAUGGCAGUCAUGGUUGGCUGGUUCCUGUACGAAUAUUGUAAAAAUAGUGGCGGAUAUGAGUUAAUGAAGUUGAAGAUGCAGCCUACACAAGACUGGGGCCCAGCCAACACAGUAGAUCGCGAGCGACACCAACGAUACCAUGGAGACUUCUUGCCACUUUUAUGUAUGGACCCAGUCCUGCUGGGCAAACUCAUGGGCAGUAAUAUGUCAAACAUAUCAAAUAUAUCUGAGGGAGAGAUGAGAAACAGACUACGAGGGCUGACCCCAGCUCAGUCAGAAGCUGUUUUACAGAUAAUCACGAGUGCCAGCAACGCAGGAACCCCAAACCUGACCCCCGCAGCGUCCCUCCUUGCUAUCGCGCGUUCCAACGGUAGUUUCUCCCAGCUGCACCAAAGGUCGAGUCGACGUAGCCAUACAGUCAGUGAAUGCUCCGAGUUGUAGAUCUAGCCAUCAUUGUGUUGUUCUGAGUUCUGCUCAUGGUGUCUGAUUGGUCAACACAGAACCAGACUGGUUCCAGCUGCUGGGCAGAUGUUUAUACCAGUCUAAGAAAGUAAUGAAACAAAUAACGCUGUACUUUGCUGGAGGAUAUAUGACAAUAAACAAACUGUGUGGCUUCCAGAUGCAAAAUAAAAGUGAUGACCUGGAUAUACAUUAACGAAAGAAAUCGUGUAAAGCAUUGUUAGGUUACACCUUAAAAGAGAUUUCAAACAGAUUGACUGUUAACUCAGUGUUGUUAAAGUAAAAGUUUCCAUUUAGUUAAAAAAAACUAACAUAUUAUUUAAAAUUCGGUAAGAAUCAUAGACUUUCAUUUUAGUUAAAUUGUAGCAGUGGUGUUUGUCAAUUUUAAGGAAGGAUGCGAUCAUGUCAUAAUUAUAAGAAUAUCUCAAACCAGAAAUAUUAAAUAGGCAGUAUGUUUUUGUAUUUUUUUUCAUUUUUUACUUUUCUGGUUUGUGAAGCAAAAUUAUGAACAAAGAAAUAAUUUAAUAUUUUAUUGUUUUUUCCUAAAACAAUAGCAAGGCACCGCAAGGGGGCUUAGUCAUGUAAACUAAUGACAAGGAGUGAAAGUGAUUUUUUUUUAUUAUAUGCUUUCCGGUGGAUUAUAGAGUUUCUCAGUUCCAAAUCAAACAUCAGCGGGCACAGGGCUGGGACAAAAUUUCAGCAACGUCAUUUCCGAAAUGUGCCACUUGUGAAAUAUUAUUUUUGAUGCGCACUCAGUGAAAAAUAUUUCCAUCUUACACUGAAGCAAACAAUAAUCCUCUAUAUCACUGGCUUCAAAUUAAAAAAGCAAAUAAAAUCUUUUCGCUUUCACCCAUUUAUGACUUUCCAAACCAGGUGGCGAAGUGGCACUCUGGGACGGCUAGGCUCGGAACAUGAGCAUGUAUCGGUUUUCUGUUUUAGUUGCUUUAUAUGUAUAAUUUAUAUGAUGUUAAUGAUUCCAAUGUAUGUAUAACUAUGGUGAAAGUUUUUUUUCACCUUAAGUAAUGGGGAAAAAUCAAAGUUACUUCAUAUAUGUGAUCUUUUACAAAUAUUUUUAUCAAUUCACAUAAAUUGCCAAGGUUUAGUCAGUUAUUUUUUAAUCAUAUCGACUGAGUAUUUAUGAAGCUGUUAUUGCCAAGAUAUUUUGUUUUAAUGAUACUUUUCUCAAGAAUCAAUAGCCAUAUGAUAAUGGGCGCAAACAAUCAACAACCAUAUGAUAAUAAUUGCAAAGCAUAGGUGGCAGUACUGGUCAGGCGUUGUGAGGAUACAGUCUCAUUAUAUCAUCAAAUAGAUAUCAAAAUACUUAAUUUCAUUCUGUUUUUUUCUAUAUAUAAACAGUGAAAAGAAAAUACUCCUUUUACCAUACUACAUUGCUACUGCCACCUAUGGCUUGAAAACAAAGAAAUAUGAGGGUAAUGACUUUGUUCUAUAUAACUAGAUCUCAGACUUCGAACAUCUAAUGGAUGGAAAUUUUAGCUUCCUUAGAGUAUUUUUUAGAACUAUCCUCUGUUUUAUUAUUAAGUUAUCAUACAAAACAUUGUACAUAUUUCAUUUGUAUUUUAUUUUGUUGGUAUGAGAAGGGAUUGUAUGGAAAUGUAGUGCGUUUUUUGUGUGUUGCAACUGUUUUUUUCAAGAGACAUUUGUUCAUUGUUGGGAAUUUGACUAGAUUUUAAAACCGCACCAAAUGAUUGAUUAAUAAUGAAAUAUUAUGUGUGUACAAAUUAUUGUUUUCAUUUAUAACAGUUAUUACAAUCUGAAGUAUUUAACAGGGAAUAUUAAUACUGUUCUUUUUAUUCAAGUUUUAUUCAGUUAAGUCAAGACAUACUUACCAGGGUAUAUAACAAAAUGAGCUUUGAAGUGAGCAUCUCAUACAUAGGACGAGGCAUUGAAAACAUAUUUAACAGGGAAUAUAAAUUCUGUUGUGUUCUUUUUAUUCAAGUUUUAUUCAGUUAACCCUUUAGCGCAUGUAUACGAGAUAGGCCGACAUAGCUCAUUACCAGAUGUAUACGCAUUUGGCCGACCGUAUCCAUUACUGGAUGUAAACGCAUGGCCCGCAUAUUUCAAUAGGGUCAUUUCAAUAUUUCAAUUUUGCAUCUUUCUUUUUGUAAACAAUAUCCCGGAUGUUUAUAAAAUUAAAGUUUAACCUUUUGUGUAUUGAUUUUCCCUUGAAAAUAUCGUCUGCUAAAUUGAGAAGGUGUUUAUACUCCCAAUCGCAGGUGUGAUAUCCCAUUGUGACGUAAUGAGACCACGAGCUAAGUACUGUAUGGAAUUUCCCCCAAAUUCAUUGAUGCGUAAAUCAUUAAAUAUAUUACGUCAGUUCAGUUUACCAUUAAAAUCAAUUGAGAUUAUAUUUACUUAAAGGUAAUAUUUUGUUUACAAACAAAAGAAACAAUUAGUAAAUGAGAAAAUGAUGGGUAAAUUUUAUGUGAAGCUUAUAUAAUGUCCAUCAUAGUUUUGGCUGUAAAAUAGGUCAUGUGCAAGCGUUUUGUUUGAUCUAGAUCUUUUUAUUCAUACCGGAAAAUCAUUUAUCGGCUUUCUUUUUUGUAAACAAUUUUAUGAGGGGGUAAUAAAGUUAAACAGACACCUUGGACUGGAUCUCUCAGCUGGAUGACACCGGAUAUUCCUGACAUAUUUCUGUGUCUUAAUACACAAGAACAUAAAUUGUCGGCUUUUUAAUCCAGAUGGGUCUUUUUUAUGAUAGGGGUAAUAAAAAUUAGAUCGAUCACAGCAUUUUAUUACCCUUUGAUUUAAUGCAAUUAUGACAUUUCAAAGAAAUGUUACAAAUCCAUCUUGAAAAUACAUUCACAGCUGAAAUAAAAUAAUUUAAUAUUUCAUCAUUGACACCAUUUAUUAGAUAAUUUAAUUAUCUAUAAAAAAUGAAUUCACAUAAAAAAGAUUUGGACACAAUUAUUUGGAGUAACAUUGAUUUUAAGGUCAUACUGCUGUAUUCAUUUUCUCAUUUUCAAAUAUCCAGAAAAGUAUCUAUGCAGAUAAGGACUGCUUAUCAGUAAGAUGGCUAUUGACUGGGAGGUGUAAUCUGGCCACUUGUCUAUGUGCUAAAGGGUUAAGUCAUGAAAUACUUACCAGGGUACAUGACAAAAUGGGCAUGAACAUCUUAUACAUAUGAAGAGGCAUUGUAAAACGUAUCACAAGCAUAUAUCAUUAUUAUCAUCAUGGCAUAAAGAGGAGUCCAUUAUAUUUUUAAAUUAAUUUGAAGAAGAGAUUCAUGGUAAAAAUGGUCUAAAAAUCCAGAAACAACCUCUUUAAAAUGAUUAUGACAAAAAUUGAUUUUGGCAGUUGCCCAAAUGGACAAUCAAAUUUGAAAGUAAAUCCAUCAUCCUAUACCUUACAUGUAUUUUUGGUUAGCCUGGACUUAUAAUUGUGAAGAUAAUUUGUCAAUGCAUAAAAAUUGAAUCCAGAUUUGAUUGUUAAUUGUGGCAAAGAACAGUGUUUUAACUUAAGCACAUGGAGCAAGAAUUAAUGUUUUAGGUUUUUUAUAUUAUGCAUGAAAUGUAUUCUAGAUUUUAUCGUAGUAUAUUCGGAAAUUUUCAGAAACAUUACUGUCAAAAGUGUUGUACCAAAUUUCUAUGACAAUAUCAAGAAGUUAAAUGCUAUUUAAUUUUUUAAAACAUGCAUUUUAAUUAUUUAGUUAAAGAUGCAAUUUUUAUUAUACUUUCUGUCAAAUUGUUUAGGUCAAGCGUUUGAAGACAUCAGUUUUACAAAUGUUUUGUAAAAGAUUCAAUUCUUUCACCCAAUUGAUCAUCAGAUUUGUGAUUUUUCGACUUAAUAAAUGUAUUGAGCUUGCUAAAAGGAUCUUAGCAUUGUAAUUUGUCAUGAACUCAUUAGUAAAAUUGGCACCAAUUUUCUAAAAAUAUCCAAAAUAAACAUGCUUUCUUCAGUGAGCCAUUUUAUGUUUACAAAACAAAAAUAGUAAUUUUGAGAUGAUCUUAAAAACUGUCUCCUUAAAAAGUCACAAACCUCCUUAAUUGGAAAAAAAAUAAACAAUUUCCACAAAACAAAAAAAUAGUGUUGUUUAAGAAUUGGGCCUGGCCAAUAAUACUGUAUUAAAGUGAUGCUCAGGUGUUUUAAUCGUGGCAAACUAGUCCUAACAUUGAAUGUUCUAUCCAGGUGCUUGUUAUGUAUUGUAUUGUACAAUUGUAUAUAUUAAUAUUUUUAGUUUAUUUAAAAUAUAGUUUUACAGUAUGCCUUAGUAAUAUUAUGUAUUAAUGUUUUAAGCUUAUUUAAAAUAUAGUUUUAAAGUAGGCCUUAGUUGUUACAUUUCAAUUUUUAAUGGGUUUUAAUCUGUAUAUAUGUCAAAAUGAAUGCUUUUAUUUUAUUUUAUUUUUAAAUAAAUUCUCAACUUUAGUAGAAAUUUCGUAGUUAUGCUAUUUUGAGUUGUUGUUUUUUAAGAAUAUAAUAGAUAUCAGUUUACAAAGUACAAAUUUUAAUAAUUUAUGAAAAGAAAAUCUUGAUUCUUUUACAAAUACUUUUACAUGCUAAAAUAAUUGUUUUAAAUAAAAUUCAAAAUAUUGCAAGUUAUGUUUAAUGCUUUUUUGGGAGAAGGGGUUUGGGUUGCAUAAUACUAAUAAGUUUUAAAACACACAAAAAACAUUUGUACAUGUUAACUGAUGUAUUCUACAUUUAAAAACAUGAUAAGAAAAAAAAAAUGGUUGAGAAUUGUGUUUAUGUUUAUUGUUGUAAAGUACUGUCACAUUCAGUCUGUGUGAUUUUUAUGUGGAGUGUGAGUUUUUACCAUAAUUAUGUUUUAAUAUUCAUAAUGUUAUUCUACUUUAUUAUGGUCUUUUUGCAAUGUUUGUGUUCAGUUUCAUAUCAAUAAGGCAUUCGACACACCUGUCUAAUAAAAGUAGUAGGGCCGUUUGUUUUUAUAAAAAAAUCCUACCAUUUUCAUGCACUAUUUUCAAAGAUUUUUGGUGAUCCCUAUGAAUAGAAGAGGUUGUAUUUUUGGGUUGGAAAACAUACCUGUAAUUUGUAAAUGAAUUUGAAAGUUUCAACAUACAUGUACUGGAGUUACUUCAAUAAUAUUUUUUCUGAAAUGAAAUUGUUUAAUUUACAUAUUCAAUAAAUCUGAUUUGAUUCCACUUAUUGAUUUUCAUUGAAAACUUUGUUAUAGUUAUAUUGAUGAUUUAGCUUUUACAUGAUAAGUACAGAUUGUAUCAUUAAUUAUGUACGUGAAGUACUGUAAGACAUUCUGGCCCAUAUUCAUUGCCGUCAGGGGCCAUGAUUAUGAACAGCUUCAAGUCCAAGUUCAGACUCAGACCCAGAAAAGUACUUUCAUUAUCAUUUUUAAUCUAUUCAUUUAACUUUAACAAAAGCAAAUAAUUGCACACUUUCAAAUAGUAAUAAAAUUCAACAAACUUGACUAAAAGAAAAGUUACAAUGAAUUGGAAGAUUUGCAGUUUUGCUACUCAAGGCUGGACUCUGACUUCAGACUGUUGGUAAUCACAUCACAGCCCUAGGAGCUGCAAUAUACCUGUUCUGUUUACAUGUAUACUCUCAUUAAGAAUCUCACUAUGGGUAUGUUAUACAUGUUUCGUCAUUCCUGCCAUAUAUAUAUACAGUGUAUCUAUACAUGCACAACUUUUUGUUAUAGAAUUAGUUUGGUUUGAUUCCAUGACUUAGUAUGAGUAUUAAAGACUACAUAUGUCUCUAUUACUAGCUUUAUUCACAUAACUGUGUUUUUGUAUGGUAUAGGACUUUGUAUAAGUGGGUCGAUUGGAAAGAAAUAUCGAGGUUUUGUCUGUCUUGCUGUCACCGCAUCAGAAUUGGUUUAAAAAGUUCAAGCCUUGGUGGCCAAGGUUUCAAAAAAAAGUGUUCAAGAUAUUUAUAUGAAACUUGGUAUACAUGUUACCAGAGAUGCUAUCCACGUGCAUAGCAAGGCCAAUAACGCUGGCUUUGAUAUUUGUCAAGUUAUGCCCCAUUGUUUGUCUGAAAAACAAAAAAAAAGGGCGAGCAUUGGGGUUCACUCUGCGGCUCUCUUUUUUGUAAAACCUACGACAUUGUUACUAUUUUGGUCUGAUUUUCCUGUAUUUUAACACUAGUGCCCUGUUUAUGAGCAUCAAUAAACGAAUGAAGAGCAAUCAUUAAUGUAAAAGUAAGGAAAGCAUUUGCAGAUUAUAACGAAUAUUCUACUUAUUAUUGAAAUAUACUGUACUUUAACUAAAAAGCUUAUAAUCAAUUGUUUGCGACUGAUGAUUAUUUAUAUCACAAAUAACAAAUGCAGUUUUAGAAUGUGUUCUUUUUUGUCUUAUUUAUUUGUCACUCAAUCUUUGUGUUUUAAAAAGAUGAUUUACUGUAGACGAACAAAUAAAAUGUGAUAGUAAAAAUA
This is a messenger RNA of Mya arenaria, 9095 nucleotides long. Its product is annotated as sodium- and chloride-dependent glycine transporter 1-like. Gene Ontology annotation, biological process: sodium ion transmembrane transport. NCBI's taxonomy places the organism in Eukaryota, Metazoa, Mollusca, Bivalvia, Myida, Myidae. The record is from RefSeq and is a predicted model, not a curated record. The transcript has 14 exons. Gene Ontology annotation, cellular component: membrane. Bases 320 to 2713 code for a protein of 797 amino acids.